CAGUCACAGAAAAUGCACCGCACCCGAGCACGUAGGCUGGACGAGAAACAAACGUAGUAAGGGCGGACAAGCGCAUCGCAAGCUUGCCUGCCAUGACGAUGAGGUGAACAGCGAUGGAUAUCCACAACACUCAGGCAAGCCAGCCAUCGUUAUCCACGAACGCUGACACCGGCGCGCCGCAACCAUCUGGUCACAGUCGUCGGUUUUCAUCGCGACAACCGAGGCAACCUACCGUGGACUCUCCGACGGUGAGCAACACACCUAAACUCGGCUCUGUCGUACCGUACCACACAUAUCAUCCCACAUAGACAGCACGAUGGAUGCAAGCGCACUUGGAUGCAUCGACACACCACUUUGGCCACGUACUGCGGCUGACAGGGCAGCAUGGGACCGUAAUCUGGUCGCCCGUUCGCCGCAACAAAUUGGUUUCUUGUUCAGCCUCGCCAGAUUGGCCAGCACAUAGGCUUGACAUUUUUCUCACACCUCUCCCUGUUCAACUGCUUUGACCCAUGUUGGCAAUGUCAUGGAGCACCGCAAUGGUGCUCAUAGCCAUCGUGGCCGUGACGCUCGCUUCAACGGGUGAUACACGAGGCGUAUCCGGGCUCGCUGUGGAGGCAAGCCGACCAAGCUCUGUACGGUUGACAGCGAGCGGUUUCAAGUGCGGCGCAGAAAACGUUUGCAACCUCAUCGUCGACACGACAGCGGCAGCUGUUGACGGCGUGACCACCAACCUAGCCUCUCACCCAGGUGUGUACUUGCUGACGAGCAUACGCCUGGUUGACGUUGCCUCUCUGAGCUCCACACCCUCCCUUACGUCAUCCCAAGAGUUGCUCGCCACGGGUGUCCGGAUCAUCAUUCGACCUGAUGCCGACCAGUUCCGUUUUUCACUGUCGUUUUCACGACCAGCCCCGCCGUUGUGGAUGCUACCCUCGGCGCAGCUGUUCGUCCAAGCCGAUGCGGUCCGCGGGUGCGGUCCAAGUGAGCUUGGUGCCGCAUUGAUCACAAACGACUUUGUUCCCGUCCAUGGCACUGCGACUGCAGCGUGUCUGACUGGAGGCGACGCCGUACUCGCUGUGUGUGCCGAUGACGGCCGGUGGCACGCAGCAGACGCUGUCGCCGCGGCGGCGUGCGCCAAGCGCGCGGAAGCAUUUCCCGAUGCGGCUGUGCGUGCUGCUGAUGUCAAGCGGGGUAUUCCGUCGACAGCGACAGACACGUCGAGCAUGACCUCGCUCACCUCGAUCGCAAUGGCCGGCGGCUCGCUCAUCGUACUCGCGACGAUAUUUGCCGGCUGGGCGAUAUGUCGGAAACGGAGCCAGCAGGUGGCACCGAAGGGCGCUAUCCGCAUUGUGGUGAGGCAGCGCGCCGGGCAGAAUGCGUCAGUCUCGUUUUUGGGUCCGACUCGUCAGUGCAGCAGCCGAUCAAGAUGCGCCCACGGUUGCCGUUUUCGCUGGCACCGAACACAUCGGCAAGCUCGUCAAAGUCGUCACCAAAGGCCUGGAUCGGCGGCGUGCCGCAGCCGGUACAUCUCGAUCACAACCUGCACCAAGGCCGUGCCGAAACGAUUGAGAGCCAGCGGUCUUCACGGACGACUAGCUCGUCGGGAAGCUUAUCGUCAUCGACCACAAGCGACAUCGACUACCACCCCGUGGUUGCAGUUGUGUGCAUUGAGGAGAAGGACCGCAUGGAGCGGUACUUUUCCCCAGCGCAGCUGCUUGUCGCGCUCAAGAUGAUGGAUGAGCAUGUGGCGGCCGCUGCGAGGGAAGGUGGCGGCCGCGUGAUGCAGUAUAAUGUGCCUGGCGUGUGGCGAUUGCAUUUUCCGGAAGCUUCGGCAGUACGUGCCGUCGAGGCUGUGAUUCGGUUGCAUGACCGCUUCCUUGACGCCGCUUGGCCCGAGUUUGUGGUGCGUGUCGGCCGGUUCUCCAGGCAGAUGCACAAUCCCGGGGCGCAGAAGCAGAUCCUGUGGCGCGGCAUUCGAGUCUCGACAGGCGUGCAUCACUUUGACGGCAAGCACUCCCCGUCGACCCAAUUCCGGGAGGCGCUGGCUGUGACGGCGCGGACGCCGUCCGGUCAUGUUCGGAUCACGCCGGGCGUGUUCAAGCUCUUGGCCAAGGUGCCAACGCACCGUAUUGUCAUCGCGUCAGCACGCCAUGCGCUGUACUCGGCCGCGCUGCCGGACUCGGUCACGAACAUUCGCGAGAUCGGCUACACCGACUUGCCGCUGAGCACAAACUCGUUUGUCGCACCCGAGUACUCGCGGUCGACGCUGGCCAUCACCACCGAGUCAAUGACAGGAUCAGGCCUCUCCGGCGUCCCGCGGCUCAAUUUCUCAGGCUCCUCAAUGUUGUCUGCAUUGGAGCGUGGCAACCCCCGCCACCAGAAUUCUCUCAGUGCGUCGUCGGACACCGUAGCAACCUGUCCACAGAGCAACCGUCUCAUGACGCUCGAUCUCUCAGUUGUUGUCGAGAGUGCAGGGCGGACGACGGGUCGGAAACUUCCAGUCAUAGAUGCGGCGAUUACGUUGCCGUCGUCGUCGUCGUGUUCAUCAUCGCCAUCGUCAUUAUCGGCAUCGUGUCUUCAUCGUCGAUGUUUGCCUUCUCGACGUCGAGCAUGGUGUAGAGCUGAAGGAAUACACUGCGGACUCAUCCAAUUUCGUGGGAAAAGUACUCAUACGAGUAGGUAAAGUCCGGGUCUGACGG
Thecamonas trahens ATCC 50062 is the source of this 2696-nucleotide messenger RNA. RefSeq lists its product as uncharacterized. The transcript has a single exon. The record is from RefSeq and is a predicted model, not a curated record. Lineage: Eukaryota; Apusomonadida; Apusomonadidae. Bases 1298 to 2680 code for a protein of 460 amino acids.